This is a messenger RNA of Sphaeroforma arctica JP610, 1974 nucleotides long. RefSeq lists its product as hypothetical. Gene Ontology annotation, biological process: response to endoplasmic reticulum stress; protein folding. NCBI's taxonomy places the organism in Eukaryota, Ichthyosporea, Ichthyophonida. The transcript is spliced from 6 exons. Gene Ontology annotation, molecular function: protein disulfide isomerase activity. The coding region runs from base 1 to 1206 and encodes 401 amino acids. Gene Ontology annotation, cellular component: endoplasmic reticulum. The record is from RefSeq and is a predicted model, not a curated record.
AUGAAUGCAUUGAUUUAUCCUGCAUCGCGAACACACACGUCCGUAACUGUCAUUCGUCUUCUUCUUCUACAUACGUACGCACCUGCAUUUCAGGAUGUCCGCGACAACCAGCAAGUGUUUGUGCUGGGAAUAUUCGACUCCGACGAUUCAAUAGCGGCACAGAAAUACCGUGAUGCGGGGAAGAAAUUUCAGAAACCACGUUUCUACUACACCACCGAACAAACCGUGGCUGAUGAGGUGGGUGCAAUUGGAACGGGGGGCAUAUCCAUUGUAAAGCAAUACGACGAUCUACGCACACCCUUUGAAGGCCGCGAUAAAUGGUCUACAAAGGAUCUGAUGGACUUUAUUGAGGCCAGUUGGGCGCCCACAGUCAUUGAGUACACGGACGAGAGCGCACACGCUAUUUUUAAAUCGAAUUUGAAGACACAAUGUCUACUCUUCGCUUCACGCAAGAAUUUGGAGGGUUUCCAAGAGUGCUUCUCAAGAAUUGCUAAUGAGCACAAAGACGAGAUUCUCUUCAUUUCUGUGGCUGUGGAUGACACCGAGCUGGGUGUGGGGAGUAUUGUAGACUACUAUGCCAUCAAGGGAGAGGAUCCCACAUUGCGCAUUGUGAACGGCGACAGCAAGCAGAGAUACAUCCCAGACGUGACUUUGACGUGUGAGACCAUGGAGAACUUCGUUGUUGACUACCUCAACGGGGAGGUGCAGUCAGAGUGCGAGAAGCCACCCCCAGGAUGGGAUCAGCAGCCGGUGAAAGUCCUAAAUGAUGCGAACUACUACGAGGUCGCACACGACAAGUCCACAUACUCAUUUGUCUUCUUCUACGCCCUCUGGGAUCCCAAAAGCAAAGGAUUUCAGGGCAAAUGGGAGAUUCUGGCCGAAUACUUUGAGGGCGAUGAGGAGAUAGUGCUUGCUAAGAUGGACUAUUCGAAUAGCGCGAUAGAAGACUAUCCUGUGAGACAGUUCCCUACACUUGUGCUGUUUGGCAAGGACACUAAUGCGUACUACGAGUAUGCAGGAAAAAGGGACUUGGGACAUUUGAAGAAAUGGAUUGCAGAGGUGCGUAAGGGCGCUAUCGAGGAGACUACCCCCGUUAAACCACAGGGAAAGAAGCAACCAGACACGGCCGAAACAGAUCCCAACCCCACGGAGGAGAACAACGUGAGGGAUGAAGGCCAGCACACGGCACAACACGCAGAGCUAUAAGCAAUCUCUUCCAAUCGUGAUAGGGCCAAUGGGCUAUCAUAGGCCCCGAUCAUCGAAAUGAUUGGAGAUUGUUGUUGGCGUCCCUGUAAGUACACCUAUAGGUCUACAAGGGGGUUUAGUUUGAUGGCACGGGGUAGUUCAACAGCUGUCCAUGGCAAAGGAACCAGCCUGCGCUAUGUAUGUUGCGGUCUAAUUGCGUAUCGUAUUUGGACGCGUCACUCCGUCCGAAUUCUGUUCUGUGUUUGUGUUGAUGCAUGAUUUGGCAUGUCUCAAGGCAUGAGCUUGCAAGAGCCUGUAUAAUACUCAUAUGGCUGGUUGGGAUGUCUCACGCACCCUGCCCGUUAAGGAAUGAAGUUUAAUAUUUGGACCAGGACCACAGGCGCCAGAGAUGAGCCCAGCACCAAAAAUACGGGCACAGGUAUAGGGUAUAAUUCAUACCGUAGCAACUCAAGACGAGCGUACCCUUGCCAGUGAACAACAAUCCUAGUAUUAAACCGUGCAAAGCAGCACAAGCCAAGUCUCUUUUGCCUAAUGAGUAGCGUGCGGAAACCGUGUGGGCGUGCUGAGCAUCGAUAUCUACAGUGUAGCGGAGAAUUAAAAGUGCAACCAACACAUGAUCCGAUUGUUUACGCUGACAUAGUGAAGUCUGGUCUUUUUGAGCGGUCCCCAAACCCAACCCCAACUCACUGCACGGCAGGAAGAUAACCAAUCGGUGACAAAAAGACGUUUUGUAGUGCGGUACUUCAAUGGCUCAAAUGCGCAUCCAUA